AUCACGCCAUGUCAAAAUCAUAAUAUUUUGGUCGGACGAGUGUUGUGUCGGUUACUCAUUUAUCUCCACGUAUACCUCUGCAUUUAUCAUUUAUUCUAGUCCCAACAGAAAAACUGACGUUGAAGAAACUCAUGUGCUAGUAAAGAAGACCAGAUUCAUCAAGAUUUGAAUAUGACGUCAAGAUCAAGGACUUGUUUCCGCUACUUAAGUCCUGGGAACAGUGCUCUUCAAAGUUUGACACGACCCCCAGCCAGAUUCAUCAGUGGAGAUCGUGAGCUCAAUACCACCCAUAAAGAUCAUAACUCUAACGAAGAAAAUAUUGCAAUCUCAAGCAAAAAUACACUGAGAAAUUUCCGAGCUGCAAAUAUAUACGAUAUUGUUAAAGGCCAGUUCAAGGAUGUUGCGCAGCUUAAGGAAACUGUGGGAUUGGGGGCAGCUUUGAGACGCUUAGCUGCACUAAACAUUGACAUUCCCCAAAAAUAUCUUCCCAAUUAUAAAAAAUUGAAGGUUGGAUCCGUAAAGAUAAAACUACCUGAUAUGAAAAUACUUGACAGUGAUGCGGAUCGUCAAAGAGAUGAAGAAAAGCAAAUCAUUGAAUGGAAAAGGAAAAAGAAAAAUCAACUGGAAAUGAAAGUUAAGGAAAUAGAAUCCAAAACACAUCGUUAUAUGGAGAUAAAACGUGAAACACAUGACAUUGAAACUGCAAUGAAAGAAACUCAGGAAUCGGUGAAAGUCUUUUACGACUCUGUCCAAGAAGUUAAUAAUAAAAAUAAAAACAAUAAUGUAUUCAAUAUGAACAACAGUCCACCUAAAAAAGCGAAAAUGGAAACCCAGAAGCUGAGUUCCUCUGAAAGAAUGAUACAAAAUUUUCGAGAACUUAUAAGCAGUGAUAAAAAACCUCAAGAAAAUGUUGAAGGGAAAAAUAUUGAAAAAAGAGAAUGUGCGUCAAAAUCAGCUCUGGCUAAACAGUAUCGGGAGUUGGUGGUAGGUGUCGCCAGAGCGCAAUCUAAUAUGUCACGGUUGCAACGAUUAGAGAAACUCAACGAACAUUUAGUGCAAUAUCCUGAUGUUAGGCAUGUCACAAUGAAGGAGGAUAUUCUAAACAUACUUUUGCCUUACAAACACAGUCCAGACAAAGCCUUACGGGAGGAGAUUCGACAAACUCUUGCUCUUGUGGGUUACACUGACCCUGUGAAAGGGCGGGGCAUCAGAGUGCUGACUAUUGAUGGAGGGGGUACCAGGGGACUAAUCGCAAUUGAGGUGAUGAAGCGUAUACAAAAAAUGUGCAAUCGUGAGAUGCAUGAACUUUUCGAUUAUAUCUGUGGAGUUAGCACUGGGUCGCUAAUCGCUAUGAUGGUAGGGGUGUACCGCAUUCCCCUCGAGGAGUGUGAUAGGGUGUACAAAAUGUACGCGUACGAGAUGUUCAAACGUAGCAAACAUCAAGGCAUUAGUAGUCUUGUACAGAAACAGGCGUACUAUGAUACUGACCAAUGGGUCAACAUUUUGAAACAUCACAUGGGAGAAAAACUGCUCAUUGACACUGCCAAGGAUAUUGAUGUUCCGAAAAUGGCGACAGUGUCCUCCCUUUACAAUACACCUAUCAUCAAAAACCACAUUUUCCGUAACUACAACUUACCCUCUAGUGCCCUCUCCCAUUAUGUUGGUAGUUGUCAACACAAGGUAUGGCAGUCCAUCCGGGCAUCCUCAGCUGCUCCCGGCUACUAUGAGGAGUGUAAACUGGGCCAGUAUAUACACAGGGAUGGAGGUCUUUUCUCAAAUAAUCCAACUGCAAUAGCGCUCCAUGAGGCUCAGCUAUUGUGGCCCAACACAGACAUCCAGUGUGUUGUCUCACUGGGAACUGGAAGGUGGGAGCCACAGGUAGAGAAACUGGGAGAGUCUUUAAGUCUGAGACACCUGACUGAUAAGUUUAUUCAGAGUGCCACCGAUACUGAAGCUGUCCACACAACUCUGCAGGAUUUACUCCCAGCACAAACUUACUUCAGAUUUAACCCUUUCAUGGCUGAUGACUUUCUCCUGGAUGAAAAUCGGCCCGAAAAACUUGAUCUUAUUCAGAGAGAUGCCAGAACGUACCUCGAAAGAAAUGAUCAUAAAAUCAAGCGUGCGGCUCAGCAAUUGCUGCAACCGAAAAUGUUCCACCAAAAAGUGAAAGAUUAUUUACGUGAAAAGAAGGACACAUAUCUGUGAAUUUUUUAGUCGAUUUAGUCACUUUCACGAUGGGUUAUUUAGGCCAUAUUUUGCCCAAAAUGACUGCAUGAUUUGAAAACCACAUUGCCAAUAUAUAGCUCUCGCAUCAAAGGAUUUAAUAUGUAUUGCUGAAUUGCAUCAUAGAGCAACUGGUCCCAAAGUUAUUGUGGAAACACAAUUUGAUUGUGACAUGACACUGGUACAAAAAUAUUUUGACUCUUGGGCUAACUUUAUUUAGGUUAUAUUUCAUUUAAAAUCUAACUACACUAUUGCAAUUUAAAGGGAAUACCACAGCUAAAUCCAUAUAUUGUUUCAUUCAUUUUCAUAGAAUAAACUA
This is a messenger RNA of Owenia fusiformis, 2542 nucleotides long. The record is from the annotation of a GenBank genome assembly. NCBI's taxonomy places the organism in Eukaryota, Metazoa, Annelida, Polychaeta, Sabellida, Oweniidae.